AUGGCAAAUGUGGUGCAAAGAAAAAUUGCUUUAAUGGGAUAUCCAUGUGUUGGAAAAUCUUCGAUUACAUUACGUUUCGUAUAUGGUAGUUUUCCAGACGCAUAUGAUACUACAAUUGAGGAUAUUCAUGAAAAAAUUUGUCAUUUCAAUGGAAGACGGUUCUCUAUGCAAAUAACAGAUACCGCAGGACAGCAAGAAUAUUCAUUAUUUCCUCGAAGUUGUGCUCUUGAUAUUGAUGGAUAUAUUUUGGUUUAUGCAAUCGAUGACAAAAAAUCGUUUGAUAUUUUAUCAACGAUUCAUGACAAAAUCUUGGAAAAUUGCGGUGAUAAAAAUGUUCCACUUGUUGUCGUUGGUAAUAAAUUAGAUCUACAGCAUAAUUCUCGCCAGGUGACGACUAAUGAGGGAAAACAUUUGGCUUCUUCCUGGAAUGCGGCUUUUCUAGAAACUUCAGCGAAAGAUAAUACGGCUGUUCAACAAAUAUUCGAUCUUGUCCUUCGUGAAAUUGAAAUAGCCAACGGUAAUAUGAAACGUCAGGAAAAGAAUUGUGUUAUAUCGUAG
Dracunculus medinensis (Guinea worm) is the source of this 558-nucleotide messenger RNA. Lineage: Eukaryota; Metazoa; Nematoda; Chromadorea; Rhabditida; Dracunculidae. The record is from the annotation of a GenBank genome assembly.